AUGCCAGAAGAAAUGGUGAUGCAGAUCUUGUCAUGGCUGCCUCCGAAAUCUCUGAUGCGAUUCAGAUGCGUUCAUAAAUCGUGGUACAAUUUCAUAAAUGACCCCAACUUUGUGGAUGUCCACCUCUCCAAAUCCGUAGACAACAGAUGUUCAUCCAAGACCUCAACUUGUGUCCUUUUCAAGCGUUGUGUCCUCAACGAUGAAGCAAAUCAUAUUUUGUUGUCACUUGUUGAUCUUAGCAAUGACAACGAUGAUGUUCAAAUUCAAUCUAAUUCUAUCCGAGACCUCAACCUUAAUAAUGUUCCUCCACUUUCUGUAGGGCUAAGGCACGAAUGUUUGGUAGGGCUAAGGCACGAAUGUUUGGACAUUGCAGGCCAUUGCCAUGGGAUUAUUUGUCUAACUGAUUUCUCUGAGAAUGUUUUUCUGUGCAACCCAGCUCUAAAGCAACUCAAGCUUCUUCCCAAGUCAUGCCUUCGUCUACCUCAACCUCCCCCGAAAACCCUGAACAGAUUGCAGUCGACAGGGGUAGCUGUGGGAUUUGGCUACGACAGCAGAGCCAGGGUUUACAAAGUUGUUCGAAUCGUAAUGCAUUUUGAGGGGUUUUGGAUCUUGUUCUUCCCUCACAUGGCAGAGGUAUAUACCAUGAGCUCUAACUCUUGGAGAGAGAUCAAGACUGAUAUACCAAGCACUGUGGUUUGGUCUUCUUCUUCUUCCCAAAUCUACUUCAAGGGUGUUUACUAUUGGUUUGCCUUGGAGCUGGACAAGCAAACCCUAGACGAAAACAAGAAAGUCAUGCUCUCCUUUGACAUGGACGACGAGUUAUUUUUCGAUACGCCGGUGCCGGAUAGUUUACAAGAUUCAGAAGAAAACUAUGGAAGCCUUGGAGUGUGGAAUGAAUCCAUUGCUCUGUUUUCUUAUCACGUAGAAAGUGGGGUUUCUAAAUUCAUAGACAUAUGGGUGAUGGAUGGUUUUUGUGGUAUCAAGGGUUGUUGGACAAAACACUUAACCAUCGAACCUAUAGCAGGCAUUGGGAUGCCGUUGACAUUUUGGAACAGUAAUGAGCUUCUUCUAGUUGCCACGGAUGGAUAUGUAGUUUCCCACAAUUUCGAUACCAAAGUGCUUAGAAAUCUUCCUAUUCAUGGUGUGCUUUUUGAACAUUUUCAAGCUGUGCUUUAUACAAGUAGCCUCAUUUCGGUUAAUUGA
Prunus armeniaca (apricot) is the source of this 1203-nucleotide messenger RNA. The record is from the annotation of a GenBank genome assembly. NCBI's taxonomy places the organism in Eukaryota, Viridiplantae, Streptophyta, Magnoliopsida, Rosales, Rosaceae.